UUCUCGGCCAUUCCGGCCAUUCAUAAAACCGAUCGCAAGUGAAGUGCACCGCACAUAAAGAAUAUCUCACCGAAAAUAAAAUAAGUAAAAGCCGGUUUUUGUCUCUCAGCACAGUCAAUAUCCAAGUGACAUUGUCUCAUUAAACUACUAAGAAAAGCACUAAAGAAACCGAUAUUUUACAAUGGCAUCUCUAGCAAAGAAAUUCAUUCCGUUGUUGGAUCGUGUCCUAGUUUUACGGUCGGAAGCAAUCACUAAAACUGCCAGUGGACUUGUUAUCCCCGAAAAGGCACAGGCUAAGGUUCUGCAAGCAACCGUUGUGGCUGUCGGACCGGGACUCCGAAAUCAGGAUGGUAAACACGUCGCACUCGCAGUGAAGGCUGGCGAUACUGUUCUAUUGCCUGAAUACGGCGGUACCAAGGUGGAGCUGGACGAUCAAAAAGAAUACCAUUUGUUCCGAGAGGGUGAUAUACUGGCCAAAAUUCAGCAAUAAUUUAGUUUAGUGUUCGGAGGAGUAUUCCAGUGAUUUUGCAUUUAGCUUGCAUCAGGUUACGCAAACAAAAAUUAUGAAAAACACACAAAAAAAAAUGUAAUUUGGUUGACAAAAAUCGUUCAUUUAGCGUUGUCGAAUUACAACAUUAGAAUAGACAAAGAUUUAUUUGUACAAAA
Messenger RNA from Bradysia coprophila, 666 nucleotides. Its product is annotated as 10 kDa heat shock protein, mitochondrial-like. The record is from RefSeq and is a predicted model, not a curated record. Gene Ontology annotation, molecular function: protein folding chaperone; ATP binding; metal ion binding. Gene Ontology annotation, cellular component: mitochondrial matrix; mitochondrion. NCBI's taxonomy places the organism in Eukaryota, Metazoa, Arthropoda, Insecta, Diptera, Sciaridae.